UUCCUUUCAAACCCUAAAAAUUUAAUAAAACAAAAAGAAAAGAGAGAGAGAGAGAGAGAGAGAGUUGAAGAGGGAGAGAAAGACCAAAGAACAGAAUAAAUUAAAACACACAUAUACAUACAGAGACCCUCCUUUAUCUUUCCUUCUCCACUGGCCUCUCUGCAACUCUCUCUUCUUGAUGUGAUUCUCCACCAUAUCUCUCAAAGAAAAAAUUAAAAAGGAAAAAACCCAUCGACCUUUACUAAAGAAAGAGAGGAUUAAAGCUCAAGCACCAUGGUCUUCUCUUCCAUUCCAGUCUAUCUAGAUCCACCCAACUGGCAGCAGCAGCCUAAUCAGCAACCGGGAGCUGGAGGAGAAAACCCUCAACUUCCAUCGCCGCCUCCGCCCUCUGGAGGUGGUGGGGGUAGUAGCUCUGGAGCAAUCAGGCCUGGCUCGAUGUCUGAACGAGCUAGACUGGCAAAGAUUCCCCAGCCCGAAGCAGCCCUUAAAUGUCCGAGAUGUGAAUCAACAAAUACUAAAUUUUGUUACUUCAAUAAUUAUAGCCUUUCUCAGCCUCGCCACUUUUGCAAGACCUGCAGGCGGUACUGGACGAGAGGAGGUGCACUAAGGAACGUACCGGUUGGUGGCGGAUGUCGAAGAAAUAAAAGGAGUAAAGGUAGUAGAUCGAAAUCUCCGAGUAAAGCUGGGUCUAGCUCCAGUAGUGGACUUGUUUCUAAUAGUUGCACCACUGAUGUUAUAGGGCACAUGGCCCCUCCACCACCACAAUUGCCAAUCUUGCCACCUUUACAUCAUCUUGGUGACUACAAUUCCACAGACAUCGGGUUAAAUUUUGGUGGAAUUCAGCCUCCGGUGGCGGCGACAGCUGGUGGAGGUGGUGGUAUGGAGUUUCAGAUUGGAAGUACCAGUUCAGGUGGUGCUGGUGGUUCUUUAUUAUCUACUGGACUUGUUGAUCAGUGGAGAUUUCAACAAGUUCAGCAAUUCCCUUUCUUGGCUAAUUUAGAACCACCAACUGGGUUGUAUCCAUUUGAAGGUGAAGGGGUUGAGCCUCCAAAUUACGUUGGUCAGCUUCGGUCUAAGCCGUUGGACAGUGGAGUAACUCAGCAAGCCCCCGUAAAAAUGGAAGAAAAUCAAGGAUUGAAUUUGUCAAAGAAUUUUUUGGGUAUUACAGGAAGUGAUCAAUAUUGGGGUGGCAAUGCAUGGACUGAUCUUCCUGGUUUCACUUCCUCUUCCACAAGCCAUCUCUUGUGAUGGUUCUUAUAAUCUCUUCAAAGCUCUCCCAACCAAAAUCUUGGUGUUUUUUCACUGAAUUAAUACAGGUUCCACUAAAAGAUUAAAUCGACUCACCAAAGACACAGAUACCACCCCCAUGACCCUAACUUUGCAAGCUUCCAAUCGAACCCAAGAGUCUAAUCAAGAAGAUGGUGAUCAAUAGGAAGGAUGGAUGGAUCAAAGAACUUCUCUAGCUCUCCCUCUCUCCCUCUCUCUCCAUGAUCUACCAAAAGAAGUUAGAAAUGGUAGGCUUCUAGUCUUGAAAUUUAUUUGCUUGUUAUUUUUUUGUUUAUCUUGUAUUCUAUGGGUAUGUUUACAGAAGUAGCGUCUAUAUGUGUUCAUGGAGUUGGAUAUAUAUAUCUGACAUGAAGGGUUUAUAUUGUUAUAAUUUGAUCAAAUCAUGCACUGCACUAAGUGAUUUUCCUUGA
Messenger RNA from Hevea brasiliensis (rubber tree), 1697 nucleotides. RefSeq names its product dof zinc finger protein DOF3.6. Lineage: Eukaryota; Viridiplantae; Streptophyta; Magnoliopsida; Malpighiales; Euphorbiaceae. Gene Ontology annotation, molecular function: DNA-binding transcription factor activity; DNA binding. The transcript is spliced from 2 exons. The coding region runs from base 274 to 1248 and encodes 324 amino acids. The record is from RefSeq and is a predicted model, not a curated record. Gene Ontology annotation, biological process: regulation of DNA-templated transcription.